Molecule: messenger RNA, 2010 nt
Organism: Phaethon lepturus (White-tailed tropicbird)
Lineage: Eukaryota; Metazoa; Chordata; Aves; Phaethontiformes; Phaethontidae
Gene: CSNK1D
Product: casein kinase 1, delta
Exons: 8
Coding region: 88-1164 (358 amino acids)
Biological process (GO): non-motile cilium assembly; peptidyl-serine phosphorylation; endocytosis
Cellular component (GO): spindle microtubule; nucleus; cytoplasm
Molecular function (GO): ATP binding; protein serine/threonine kinase activity
Source: RefSeq, a predicted model, not a curated record
AUUGCGGCCGGAGAGGAGGUUGCAAUUAAGUUGGAAUGUGUGAAAACCAAACAUCCUCAGCUCCACAUCGAGAGUAAAAUCUACAAAAUGAUGCAGGGUGGAGUGGGUAUUCCUACAAUUAAGUGGUGUGGAGCUGAAGGGGACUACAAUGUAAUGGUGAUGGAGCUGCUAGGACCGAGUCUUGAAGAUCUCUUCAAUUUUUGUUCAAGGAAAUUUAGUCUCAAGACAGUCCUAUUACUUGCUGACCAAAUGAUUAGUCGAAUUGAAUAUAUUCACUCUAAGAACUUCAUCCACCGAGACGUGAAGCCAGAUAACUUCUUAAUGGGCCUGGGGAAGAAAGGCAAUCUUGUCUACAUAAUAGACUUUGGAUUAGCAAAGAAGUAUCGAGAUGCUCGAACACACCAACAUAUUCCAUAUCGUGAAAAUAAAAACUUAACAGGAACUGCUCGUUACGCAUCCAUCAACACUCAUCUUGGAAUUGAGCAAUCUCGCAGAGAUGACUUGGAGUCCUUGGGCUAUGUACUGAUGUAUUUUAACCUGGGCUCCCUCCCCUGGCAGGGACUGAAAGCAGCAACAAAGAGGCAGAAAUACGAACGUAUCAGUGAAAAGAAAAUGUCUACACCCAUUGAGGUUUUGUGUAAAGGAUAUCCUUCUGAAUUUGCCACAUACUUGAAUUUCUGCCGUUCUCUGCGUUUUGAUGACAAACCGGACUAUUCCUAUUUAAGGCAAUUAUUCAGAAACCUCUUCCACCGGCAAGGGUUCUCGUAUGACUAUGUGUUUGACUGGAACAUGCUGAAAUUUGGUGCAAGCAGAGCAGCUGAAGAUGCUGAACGUGAAAGGCGAGAACGAGAGGAAAGAUUGAGACAUACACGAAAUCCGGCUGUGCGUGGAUUACCCUCCACUGCUUCUGGCAGGCUGAGAGGAACGCAAGAUGUAGCUCCUCCUACUCCUCUUACCCCAACUUCACAUGCUGCCAACACCUCUCCUCGGCCAGUAUCUGGUAUGGAACGAGAAAGGAAAGUGAGUAUGAGAUUGCAUCGCGGUGCCCCAGUCAAUAUCUCGUCAUCUGACUUAACGGGCCGACAAGAUACCUCUCGCAUGUCAACUUCGCAGAUUCCUGCUCGGGUAACUACCAGUGUUCUCCAGUCUGCUGUGCACCGAUGAAAAUUAUUUUGCCAUGGAGGGCAGAUAAUGCAUGGCUGAUCUCCUAUGUUACCAAUGGCUUUACUAGCAAAAAUAUCCUAAACUAGAGCGGAAACAUUACAAUUGGAGUUCUCCAUGUGACUUAAAAGGCACUUGGAGGAACAUGAACAGACUCCAGCAGCUGCUGUUACAGGACGCUUUUGCCAGAAACCCAAUGACCUUAAGAGAACCCUGUGGUAACAGGGCUGGAAAAGAAAGAUGGUUUACAGAGUUGACCGCCUGUUAUCAGAUGGCCAUUUCAGUUUUCCCUCCACAGGCGGCAGACUUUACCCCCUUUUUAUUAUUCUACUGUAACUGUAAAUCUUUUACUUGGUUUAAGAAAGUUUUUUGUAUCAUUUUGCUAAAAUUAUUGGCUUAAUUCUCUGUAAAGAACUCUUGCUUUUGUCUGAUUUAAAAAUGUAGAAUAUAAACAAACCUAAACUGAAGACAAUGACUUGAAAUUUCUUGUUUAAAGAAAUUAGUCUGGCAGGGAACAUGUAAAUGAAUCAAAACCAUCUGACUUUAUUUAAACUGUUUACUUAUUUGUAUGGUCACAUUCUGACUAAGACGGUUUUCUCAUGAAAUUUUUAAAACUGUUAGAAUUUUACUUUGCUGUUUGCUGUCUUCAUUCACACUUAACUUCCCGUGUAACACAAAGGAAUUUUUAAUACUUGUUCUUUUUCACAAAAGAGAAGAACUAAAUACCCUGCAGGAGAGUCUUAAGUAUAGUAGAGAUGGUAAUAAUGGAUUUCUCUUUUUGUAAAAAAUAUGAAAGACAAAGUGAAAGACUCUGACAUUUGAGAGAUUUAGAAUUUGCAAGCUUGUCUU